Topomyia yanbarensis is the source of this 2716-nucleotide messenger RNA. RefSeq lists its product as uncharacterized. The record is from RefSeq and is a predicted model, not a curated record. The transcript is spliced from 6 exons. Bases 157 to 1746 code for a protein of 529 amino acids. Gene Ontology annotation, molecular function: protein binding. NCBI's taxonomy places the organism in Eukaryota, Metazoa, Arthropoda, Insecta, Diptera, Culicidae.
GGAUGUCAGUUUCGAUAGGUUUUUCGUGGCAACCGGAUCGAGGAUCAUUUUUGGAUGCAAAAAUUGAAUAAUUACUGUUGAUUAUACUGCAACUGUGGUUAUUUAUUAUUUGUUGGGAAUAAAUAAUCAGUGCAUCGAAUAUAAAAAUUCGCAAAGAUGACGGAGGCCAGGAAGUGCUCCGCCGGAUGGAAGUUGGAUGUUCGCGAAAAAGCUUGUUACAUCGACGUUGAAGCCGAAGACGACGACGACCAAGGCGACCGAAAUCAAGGGGGCGGCACAAAUGAGACAGCGGAGGCCCAACAACACAACCAGAAGAGCAGCGAUGAGGACGGCGAUAAGCUCACUAACGGCCAGUCACAGUGGUGUGAUUUACCGGAACACAUCAUGGAACGUAUUUUCGCACACCUGAGCAUCCGAGAACGGUACUAUGCUAGUUUGACCUGCUUCAGUUGGUACCAGGCGUUCUAUUUGCCAAACGUAUGGUCCAAUUUCCUGGUAGAGGAUAGAACACUCUCGAGACUGAAGUACAACUAUUACUCAGGUUGGCAGCCGGUACUGGAUCCGGCCCGGGUGCAACUUUGUCUGCUCUCCGUUGGAAGACUAUUUCGGGGGCUGGACUUUCGUCCGGUGUUUUCAUUUAACAACAUGUUUCAAUUUAUGACCACAAUUUCGUGGGCCAUCGAACAGAACCGAAAGCCCAAACUCCCGCGGGAGUGGAUCGGUUGUGGCACUAAAAUUAAAUCUUUGAAUUACAUCUUUCCGUGCAAUAUGGCAUCCAGUGAGGAUCCGGAAUCGAUUAAACUGUUCGGUACCGGGGGUCAACUGCUGGCCGCGCUCAAGAAGCUGAUGUAUAAUUUGCCCCACCUGCAGACGCUCAAACUGGUCGAUUUGAUGCUGGAACGGUACGAGGCGAACCAUCUGCUGGACGAGGUGCUGGAAGCGUGCUGUUUGGUCCUGAAACGGCUGCAUCUGAUAAACGUGACCAUGGUGCACUGUCCGGUGAUGCACAUCGGACUGUUCCUGAAUUUGCGGAUUCUGGUUGUAUCCCCGCAGAACAUCGACGACGACAUCCUGACGCUGCUGGCCGAUUCCAAGGUUCGGCACCUGUACCUAUUUCAGAACCGUUACACCCCGGCGGCGAUAACGAUCAGUCCCUGUACGGCCAAGGGCUGGCGGUUGCUGCGGCGGGAUAAUCCCAAUUUACGGGUACAUCUGCGCGUCGAGUCAACAAGUGCCGGUGAAAUUCUGCUCCAACCGGAUGCACCGGUGCACAGUAUGAUUUAUCAGACGGCGAAAACAAUGAUUGACACGGACAAGCUACUCGCUGCAAUCGAUGCAUACAAAGCCACCCUUUCUGUGUACGGAUAUGAAAUGUUGCCGGAAUUCACCAGGCCUCCUGAGAGUCAAGAAAGAGUUGAUAAUAUGUUGGUGCUGAUGGCAAGAUCUUGUACGGAACUAACUGUAUUGAUGAUCCGCGAACGAAUUUCAACGGUUACUGUGCUACUCAUCGCGCGGUUUGCUCAAAACCUGCGCCACCUCAUCGUUCGCCGCAGCCAACUGGUGGUAGACUGCGAUUGGCCCCAAAAUCCGGACUGGAGUGAUGAGUUCUAUCAAUGGCUCUUGAUGGCUUCGCGCUCGAUUGAAUCAACCGAAAAAGAAAUCUCACAAAUAUUGAACACUGACUGGAAAACUCUUAGCGAUGAGCACUUUGCCAAGACUUCGUUAACCAAGCACGUGGAUCAUUGAAAUGGCAGAUAGAUCAACGAAAUCUCAAUGAAAACAAACGACACCGGAGGCAGUCCAUCCAGUUAUAGUCAUAAACGAGGUUAUCCUCAGAGCUCCCUUUUAAUUAAGCGAAGGUAAUCGAGCAAUUAUUCCAUUACUGUGUGGACUGAGAAGAACGAACGGAAUAGCCCCUCGUGAUACCAAAUCAAAAGGCACUCUGGCCUUGUUCUUCUCCGUCGGUGGUUGUCUGGUGGAUUUUCUUGAAUCGUUAUUAUCGGCAAUCAUAAUAAUGUUGCCCUCCUAUUAGUCCUGUUGUUAUUAUUAGGUACAGUAGUCAGCCCUGUUCAGAUCGAGUCUCGGAGGAAUUUUCCUCCUCUGGUCUCAGGCGCUCAGGCCUGAGUAAUAAGACCGAACAAAUUUAACAUUAUUAGCAUCGUUGGUUUGCAUACCCGCCAGUUGGCUAUUGCGUUGCUUCUCUUAUUAUUCGUUUUAGGGUGGUUCAGAAAGUGAUAAUUUAAUUGCGGUUUUAUUUAAUAACCCAAAGAGGUCCGUCCAUGUUCUCAUGUUAGUUAACGUGAGGUGAGUCAAAGAUUAUUUCAUUGGUAAAUCACUUACGCAAUUUUGAGCAUGGUAUUGAGUUCUUGUUAGAUUUCAAUUGAAAAAAAUGUUAAUGAUCUUAGUUGGAUUUCAAACAAGAUGAAGAAAUGUUUGUUUGAAUUGAAAAUAAUUUAAAAUGUAAGCUACCCUAAUGCUUGCAUUGCCAUGUUGUUAAUAAGAGAUUCGUAAUCGCAAGACUUUAGUCAUAAUUGAAAAAUUAUCACGGACGCCUCAAGUAUGUCUAGGUUUGAUUGCUAAUUGUUUAGUGAAAAAAAAUAAUAGCAGCAGUCGAUAGGAACCUUUAGAGCAAGGUACUAUUCGCAUUAAUGUCAAUUAUAUUCAAGUUUUUUAUUGUGCUAAUAGUGGUAGUAGAAAAUAAUUUAAACAAGAUUUU